Messenger RNA from Engraulis encrasicolus (European anchovy), 2863 nucleotides. It is a transcript of the gene srfbp1, whose product is annotated as serum response factor binding protein 1. The transcript has 3 exons. The record is from RefSeq and is a predicted model, not a curated record. The coding region runs from base 129 to 2564 and encodes 811 amino acids. Gene Ontology annotation, biological process: maturation of SSU-rRNA. NCBI's taxonomy places the organism in Eukaryota, Metazoa, Chordata, Actinopteri, Clupeiformes, Engraulidae. Gene Ontology annotation, cellular component: nucleus; 90S preribosome.
CACGCCGUGUGCGUCAAGUGAAACUGUACGUACCACAGACCAAGAUGGCGGCGUCCCUUGUCAGAUGUUGACAACUUUAAAACUCAUUUUAUUGACGUUUAUUUUGUAAUCUGGAAGAAAGCAUCAAGAUGCCGACUGUGGUAAAUCUGAGCAAUGAGGUGGUGAAGAUGAGGAGUGAGGUGAAAAAGGUGAAAGCCUUCAUCAUUCGCAAGCUCACACGUCACAUGACCAUGCUCAAGAAGAAGAAAGGCAAAGAUGAAGUUGUGGAGAGGAACCAGAGACGUGCAGCCAGACUCCUGGAGGAGAUCCAUGAGAUCAAAGUCCUGGCCCCAGACACCGUCACCAAGGCCGCCUUGCAGGCCAACAUCAGCUACGAGAAGGUGUGCCAGAAUCGACAGGCCAGCAUCUCGGAGCGAGCCAUAGCCCGCAUCGCCUCCCACCCGCAGUUCAACGAAAAGAUUCAGAACAUCAAGAACAGACUCGAAGCUUUUACAAAUGAGAGGACCAAUACGGCUGAUAAAAAAGAGAAAAUCAGCAAAGCGGACAAGAGUGAGGUCACUCCUGAGAAGAAGGAUGAGAGUCCAGCACUUCGCACUGACACCCAGGCCAUGGCUGAGGGCGAAGAUGUGCAGAUAAAGACAGAGGACCAGGGUGAAAAGGACCAUCCCUCCGGCGAAGACUGUGGAACUGGGACUGAUAUGGCAGUUGCUCCACAAACCAUGCCAAACGAGAAAACGGUUACCCCAAAAGAGGCCACAACUGUAAACACCACGACGGUACCGGUGGAGGUGGUGAGGAUGAGGAAGGAUGUGAAGAAGAUCAGAGUGCUCAUCAUCAGCAAGCUCACAAGCCAGAUAGACGUCCUCAAGAGGAAGAAACCAGAAGACCCCGAGACGGAGGCCAACCAGCAGAAGAUCGCCACACUUCAGAAGGAUAUCAAGGCGCUUCGAAGCAUCCAGCUAGACAGCGCCACCAGGGUUGCCCUCCAGAGUGACUCGAGUCUAGGGAAAGUGUGUGAAGAUCCUGAGGCGAGCCCAGCGGAGAAGGCCACUGCCCGCAUUGCGACGCACCCUCGCUUUGUGAAGAAGCUGCAAGCCAUCAGGGAGGCCAUUGUUGAAGAGCAGAGGAAAGCUGCAGAGGCGGAGGAGAAGAGGAAAAGACGGCUUGAGCAGGGAGAGGACCGUGGAAAUGAAGACGAGGAGGGCGCCGAUGAUGAUGACCAGGAGGAGGAGGAGGAUGGUGAGGGGUACGUAGUGCCUGAGGUGUACUUUUCUGAUUCUGACGCUAGUGACGAAGAAGAUGAUGACGACGAUGAUGAUGAUGAGGAGGAGGAGGAAGAAGAAGAAGAAGAAGAUGAUGAUGAUGAUGAAGAGGUGGAGGAAGAAGGGCCUGAUGAUGAGAAAGAUGAAGAUGGUGCUGAUAAAGAGGAUGUUUCAAAUGUAAGACCAUCCACAUCCCAGGUUGAAAAAGUCACCAAAGUCAUGGAUGAACCUGUUUCAAUAGCAGAGCACAGUGACUCAGUUAGUAAACAGGUAACUGUAAAACCCAAGCCUGUAGGACAGUCUGUAGUUAAAGUCAAUCAGAUGGCCUCAUCAAAACCUUCUCCUACAGUUGAAGUCAAACAUGAUGUUAAUAAAUCACCCCUAAAGAAAACAGUGACUGCCUCCCAUGCUCUGAAAAAUAAUCCCACUUCUAAACAACCCUCUAAAGUAACAAAAAGUCCUAGCAAAGUGAGAGGAACAGAAGAUGAGGACGGUGAAAGCGACUUGUCCGACGACGAAGACAAGCCCUAUUUUGAUGACAGCACGGAGGAGCGCUUUCUCAAGCAGUCGUCUGCAUCUGAGGAGAGCGACGACGACUUCUUUGUUGGCAAGGUGAGCAAAUUCAAGAAAAAGAAGACUCCUGCAGCGGUGGCGGCGGCAGCUGUGAAAAAGAUUAAUGAUGCAACCAGCAGUGCAGACAAGGACACUGAGCAAGAUCACACACAGAAAGAGGAAACCCCAAACUUCAAGAGUGACUUUAAAGGCUCCAAGUUUGAAUCCGUCUUUUGCAGCACCCUGUCAAAUAGCCGUGGUGGAUCUCAAAGACACAACGAUAGAUUCGGUGCCAAAUCACACCCCCGGUUUCAGAAGCAGAUAAGACAGCCACCUCAGAGGGAACGGGAAGGAGGUAGGCAAAACCAGGACUUUGUCCCUGAUCGAAAAUGGGACUCCUCCUCCUCAUCAUCUUUCCAGCAUAGAAAAUCUGAUUCUUCCAGCAGUGCAUGGGGACAGAAGGAGAGGGGCUCGUUUGGAGCUGGAAAUAGCUGGGGACAGAGGGAUAAGGGCUCGUUUGGAGCUGGGAGAGGCAGGCAGUCGUUUGAGCGAGGUGGCCGGCAACAGGGACACCCUCGUGGGGGUCAGAACCCUCAACACCAGAGGGGUCCACCAGCGAGGACUUUCAACCAGCCACAGCAGACUGCAGAGGUCCUGCACCCUUCCUGGGAGGCCAGCAAGAAGAGGAAGGAACAGAUGAGUCAGAUCACGGCCUUCCAAGGAAAGAAGAUCAAGUUUGAUGACGAUUAAUUAUAUGUUAUAAUGAAAUAAACGUGUUCUUUUUUUCUUUCUUUUUUAAAAGUUCAUAUCAAAUGUAUGUGUAAAAAGACUGGGACUGUGCUGUGGGGAUUGUUUAAACUAAAAUGUUGAGCUGUUGAGAUGAUGAAUCUGUCAUUAUAGUUCCUGUUAAUAACAAUUUGUAUGACAAUAUUAAAGAAUGUUAAAUGUAGUAGAUUUAUAUCAAUGUCAUUUGUAAACAUUUCAACCGGAUUUGUAUUUGCGACAUGAUUUACCGGUAUGUCAUUAAAUAUGUGACCCAUUCAAAUGUC